UCUAAAUGGCGGAACAGUGAAAAGAGCAAUUCGGAGUGGUCUGAUUUCGGAUAUCUCUAUCAAGCAAGUGACGAACUAGCGGAAUACUUAUAUUUAUCAUUUUGGCUAGCAUACUUAACUAACGGAUUGUUUUCUCCCAGUAUUUAUUCUAGUAAAUCUGGUAAGGGUACUUCCAUCAUUUAAAGCACAAGAUCCCCGAAAUGGCAGAUAACAACACAGAACAAAAUGAAGUCAAGCUUGAUAACACUUCCUCCCCUGGGAUUUCAGACCAAGAAAAAGAAAUGGCUGCAAAUGCGUUCGAGGCUUUUACGGCUGGAAAAUAUGACGAAUCUUUGAAACACCUUGGCAACCUGCAAGAGCUGAACAAGGAGGACUACAAAAUUGCUUUGAAUAAAGCAAUAGCUGAAUUCUACAAGAGUGGCCAAACCACCACAGGCACCCUGAAACAGACUCUUAUUGCAAUAAAAAACCAGGUUCACACUUCAAUGGAAGAUAUUGAUGGUUUGGAUGAUGUAGAAAACAGUUUGCUGUACUACAAUCAAGCUAUCAUUCACUACCACAUGAGGCAGUAUUCUGAAGCUAUUGCUAUUGGGGAGAAGCUGUACCAGUUUCUCGAGCCGUUUGAAGAGAAGUUUGCUCAGGUGGUCUGCUUCUUGCUGGUGGAUUUGUACCUGCUAACGUACCAGCCAGAGAAGGCCCUCCAUCUCCUCGCCGUGCUGGAGAAACUGGCUGUACAGGGAAAUAACAAGAAUGGCAAAGGAGAGGGUGCCAACAGCUCAAACAAAGAUGGUGGGAACCAGAAGGCAGAGUUCAUUGCCAUGAUCGAGGCAGCUAAAUCAAAAAUGCACCAGUACAAGGUGCGAGCGUACAUUCAGAUGAAGUCAUCAAAGGCAUGCAAACGGGAGAUCAAGUCUGUGAUGAACACAGCAGGGAAUUCUGCUCCCUCACUCUUCCUCAAGAGUAAUUUUGAGUACCUGAGAGGAAACUACCGCAAAGCAGUGAAGCUUUUAAACAGCUCUAACAUCGCAGAGCAUCCAGGAGCCAUCAAGACCGGUGAAUGUGUGCGCUGUAUGUUCUGGAACAACCUGGGUUGCAUACACUUUGCAAUGGGGAAACACAACCUCGGCAUCUUCUACUUCAAGAAGGCCCUGCAGGAGAACGACCACACGUGUGCACAGCUGGGGGAUGGUGGAGCGACGAGUAACGGGCAAUCUAAGAAGUUCUCGGGCAUCCCAAUGUGCGCGCUGCUAGCCAACAAGCGCUAUGAGCUGCUGUACAACUGUGGCAUCCAGCUGCUUCACAUUGGCCGGCCAUUAGCGGCCUUCGAGUGUCUGAUGGAGGCUGUGCAGGUGUACCACUCCAACCCUCGUCUCUGGUUACGGCUGGCUGAGUGCUGCAUCGCAGCCAACAAAGGAAGCUUAGAACAGGAGAACAAGGGUCUUCCCAGUAGAAAAGGGAUCGUUCAGGCCAUCGUGGGGCAAGGUUACCAUCGCAAGAUCAUCCUAGCGUCACAGUCCACCCAGAACACCGUCUACAGUGACGGCCAGUCUGCGGCUAUCCCGGUGGCCAGUAUGGAGUUCGCUGCCAUAUGCCUGAGGAACGGCCUGGUACUCAUCCCUGAGCACCCGAAUCAGGAGACGAAGGCAGAGAACGGCUCCAAGACGCCGAGUCAGUCGGGCAGCACGGAGAGCGGCUCGGAGAACAGCGACGCCUGCAGUGGAAAGGGUCAAGAGGGGGACAAGUUCCUUUCUGCAGCGCCAUCUUCACCUCUUCGUAAACAGGAGGUUGAAAACCUCAGGUGUUCCAUCCUGGCCUGCAGUGCCUAUGUAGCUCUGGCCUUAGGAGACAACCUGAUGGCCCUGAACCAUGCAGAGAAACUCCUUCACCAAACCAAGCUGUCUGGAUCCCUCAAGUUCCUGGGUCACCUGUACGCUGCUGAGGCACUCAUAUCUCUGGACCGGAUCUCCAAGGCCAUUGGUCACCUCAACCCAGAGAAUGUGACGGAUGUGUCCCUGGGGGUUUUGUCCAGUGACCAGGACCAAGGGUCAGAUAAAGGGGAUCUGGAGCCUGUGGAGUCGUCAGGGAAGCAGACCCCGCUAUGUUACCCCAGCACAGUGAGCUCCGCCCGGGCUAUGAUGCUCUUCAACCUGGGCAGUGCCUACUGUUUGAGGAGCGAGUAUGAGAAGGCCCGCAAAUGCCUGCAUCAGGCGGCCUCCAUGGUGAACACAAAGGAGAUUCCUCCUGAAGCCAUCUUACUGGCAGUCUACCUCGAGCUGCAGAACGGGAACACACAACUCGCCCUGCAGAUCAUCAAACGAAACCAGCUCCUCCCCUCUGUGCUCCAGACGCCCUCCCCAGACACGCGAAAGAAGCCUACUCCCUCCUCCUUCCAGCCUGUUCAACAGCCCAUCCAGCAGCCACCCAUCCAGAUGCCCUCACCCUUCACAACAGUCCAGCGCAAAUAAUCCCCUCAGCCCUCCCCCCAACCCCCCCCUCCCUAAACCAUCACUGUCAGCACUCGCCUGUGGACCCCUAUUAACUCUCAGUGUAUUAUUUAUAGAAGACCGGCUGCCCCCUCCUCCCCUCCAGCGCCAGUGCAGGAUGACGUUCUCCCUUGAAGCUGAUCUUGGGUCAGCCUUUAAUCCCCCACACUAAUGGUUAUGGUUCGGUGUGGGGGGGGAGAAGCUGACCCUGGAUCUUUACCUAGGGGAAACGUUAACCCUCCGUGGCCAGACCGAGCUCUCCAAGCCAGGCCUUCGUAGUACAAAUGUUCUCCCGGAGGGCAAAUAAAGGAUGAGUUCCAAAUGGCUCCCUAUGUAGUGCACCUGGUCCAAAGUAGCACACUAAGUAUGGGGAUACUUGGUAUUUAGGACACACCUUCAUUUGGUUUGGUAGUGGUGUGGAUGGGGUUGAUCACCAGCAGAGUCUUUGGAGCAGAUCUGUCAUUUCUCUGCUCUCUGAGAGUUUUCACUACCCAUUCAUGACCGCAACACCUGCUAUAUGUAAUGACUGACUUCUAAGGCAGAUGGAUUAAAUACCUGUAUGAAAAUAAAUUUUAUUUACAGAAAC
This is a messenger RNA of Esox lucius (northern pike), 3069 nucleotides long. RefSeq names its product CCR4-NOT transcription complex, subunit 10 (gene cnot10). Gene Ontology annotation, cellular component: CCR4-NOT complex. Bases 201 to 2465 code for a protein of 754 amino acids. The record is from RefSeq and is a predicted model, not a curated record. NCBI's taxonomy places the organism in Eukaryota, Metazoa, Chordata, Actinopteri, Esociformes, Esocidae. Gene Ontology annotation, biological process: negative regulation of translation; mRNA catabolic process. Gene Ontology annotation, molecular function: protein binding. The transcript has 19 exons.